AUGUUGCGCACUUGAAAUCCGCACAUCGAACCUUAUCUCAAAGAUCCAAAUCCAGAAGUUUCGUGUUCGUGUUUCAUAGCAUUUGUUUUCUCCGGCUAUUUACACCUAUUGUUUCAUCCGGACCCUCCUCCCUUGCUCUUCAUGUAUCUCGAAAAGCUAGCCAUUAACUAAUGAAUAUAAUAGGAGCAGAGAUCUCACGCCAUUGAUGGAGUCGUGGUGGUUGUAUAUGUAGACCCAGUUUAACUCAACAAAAAUUCCGACAAUGGGUCCUUUUACGGUGAGUUUGAUCCUGAUUUCAUUGACGGCCGUCCUCCUGGUCUGGCGUUACCUGCAGAACAAUUUCACCUACUGGCGCAAACGUGGCGUGCCGUACGUCCCAUUCUGGGAGAGCUUCGUGAUUUCCUCCAAAGCGAUGAAAAAGAUUAACAUCUUCGAAUUCUUCGAGGUGUUUUACAAAGCCCUGGAUGGACACAGAUUCGGGGGCGCCUUCCAGCUAGUCUACCCUAUAAUCAUCAUACGAGAUCCGGAGCUCAUCAAGACCGUCUUCAUCAAAGCCUUCUCCAACUUUUACGAUCGGAACCCCCCUCAAGACGAGAAAGGAGAUAUCUUCAACAGGACCCAAAUCUUCCAACUCACAGGUGAAAAAUGGCGGACAGUGCGGCAUAAGCUCUCGCCGGCAUUCAGCUCGGCCAAGCUGAAAAUUAUGUACCAGACUCUGAGCGGCUGUGCGGAGGACCUAAACGCUCAUUUGCAAACGCUCUGCUCGGAAACAGGGCAGACAGAAAUUGACGUCAAAGAGCUCAUGAGUGACUACACCAUGGAUGUCAUCGGGGCCAUCGCUUUGGGAAUCAAGUGCAACUCCAUUAAGGGUGAGAACAGCGAGUUCAAGCAGAUCGUGCGGGCCACGUUCAAGUUCGAUCAAAGGAGAACCAUAUUCGCCAUGUUGGAGGUGAUUCACCCGAAGCUCCCACGAUUACUUGGACUCACAUCUCAACUCCCCGAGGUGGAGGAAUACCUGCUGGGGAUCACGAGGGAAGCCAUCGAGAUGAGGACAGGCAGCGAGUCGUCGAGCCGAAGAGAUUUUCUCCAAAUGUUGAUGAAUCUUCGCAGCCAAGAGCUCCAGCAGAGAAAUGAGAAUCCGAGCGGCGAACCCGACGAGCCAGUUUUCAGCGAAGACAUCCUGGUGGGCGCAAUCGGUUCGUUCCUUUCGGCCGGUCUCGAGCCGGUGGCGGCCAUGCUUACUUUUUGUCUGUAUGAGUUGGCUUUGCAUCCAGAUAUUCAGGAGAAAAUUUACCUGGAGAUCAAGGACAUCAAGGGUCAAACUCUCAACGACAUCAGCUACGAAGACCUCAAAAAACUCCGAUUUACAGAACAAGUCAUGAACGUACCAGAAACGCUGCGGAAGUAUCCCGUUGCCGGCAUCAUGGCCAGAAUUUGUACGGAACCCUUUAAAAUACCAGACUCUGAUGUUGUUGUGGAGAAGGGAAUGAGAGUAUUUGUACCAGUAUUCAGCAUUCAACGUGAUCCUAAGUAUUUCCCGGAGCCAGACAGGUUUGAUCCAGAGCGGUUCUCCGAAGAAAAUAUCCAGAACAUUGUUCCCGGGACUUACUUGCCUUUUGGCGAUGGCCCAAGGUCUUGCAUAGCGAUGCGGCUGGCUCUACUGGAUGUCAAAACGAUGCUGAUCAAAAUGGUAUCUAACUACACUCUCUACCCAUGCGCAAGAACUCAAAGAAAUCUGGAGUUUGACAAGAAAUUGGUCUCUUUAAAUCCUGCAAGUAGCCUGUGGAUUGGCGUGAGGAAAAGAUAAUCGUAUCUGAGACAUAUGUAGACUGAAAAUUCAAUAAAUAGUUUCGUUUCUUACGCUAAA
Messenger RNA from Bemisia tabaci, 1867 nucleotides. The record is from RefSeq and is a predicted model, not a curated record. NCBI's taxonomy places the organism in Eukaryota, Metazoa, Arthropoda, Insecta, Hemiptera, Aleyrodidae.